Laetiporus sulphureus 93-53 is the source of this 402-nucleotide messenger RNA. RefSeq lists its product as uncharacterized. The transcript has a single exon. The coding region runs from base 126 to 350 and encodes 74 amino acids. The record is from RefSeq and is a predicted model, not a curated record. NCBI's taxonomy places the organism in Eukaryota, Fungi, Basidiomycota, Agaricomycetes, Polyporales, Laetiporaceae.
CCACAUGCAAGCUGACCAUGCUAUAUCACUUCGCUCCGAGUGAUUUGCGCCAAUCCGCAUCCGUAGUGUUCAGGAAGUGCACCUCCCCAACUGUCAAUACAGGCGUUCUCUUGUGAUAAUCAGUGAUGGAUCGAUACAGAGGAAUUCUAUCUCCCACUGCUGGGAAUUUAUGUCAGCCCGCUUGCUAUCGGUGCCCUCUCUCAAGCAACGCUCUUGCUUCAUGGAUUUCGGUCGGGAGAGUCAUCGAUAAUCAUGCUAGACAUGUCACAAGCUGCGAUGACGGGUCUGUGACAUGCGACCGUGCAAUAUCGCGGGCGCCCAAAAGUUUUGUCGGUGGUGGCAGACCGUGAAACGAGCGUUCGUGAUGAAAGGUCUUGUGACUGUGACGCGCCAGAUGCCAAU